UGCGGGGGCGUCACGGACAGCAGCAGCGGACUUGGGCUGAGGUUCCCCGGCGGGCGGGCGCGGAGAGACGCGGGAAGCAGGGGCUGGGCGGGGGUCGCGGCGCCGCAGCCAGCGCAGCCAACCCGAGGGGCCGCCGCCGCCGCCCAGCGCGCUCCUGGGCCGCCGGCCGCCGCCAGCACCCGCCGCGCCGCAGCUCCGGGACCGGCCCCGGCCGCCGUCGCCGCGAUGGGCAACGCCGCAGCCGCCAAGAAGGGCAGCGAGCAGGAGAGCGUGAAAGAGUUCUUAGCCAAAGCCAAAGAAGAUUUUCUUAAAAAAUGGGAAAAUCCUGCUCAGAAUACAGCCCAUUUGGAUCAGUUUGAACGAAUCAAGACCCUCGGCACAGGCUCCUUUGGGCGGGUGAUGCUGGUGAAGCACAAGGAGACCGGGAACCACUUUGCCAUGAAGAUCCUUGACAAACAGAAGGUGGUGAAGCUGAAACAGAUCGAGCACACCCUGAAUGAGAAGCGUAUCCUGCAGGCGGUCAACUUCCCGUUCCUCGUCAAACUCGAGUUCUCCUUCAAGGACAACUCGAAUUUAUACAUGGUCAUGGAGUAUGUGCCUGGCGGGGAGAUGUUCUCGCACCUGCGGCGGAUCGGAAGGUUCAGUGAACCGCAUGCCCGCUUCUACGCGGCCCAGAUCGUCCUGACCUUCGAGUACCUGCACUCACUUGACCUCAUCUAUCGGGACCUGAAGCCGGAGAACCUCCUCAUUGACCAGCAGGGCUACAUCCAGGUGACAGACUUCGGUUUCGCCAAGCGUGUAAAAGGCCGCACCUGGACCUUAUGCGGGACCCCUGAGUACUUGGCCCCGGAGAUCAUCUUGAGCAAAGGCUACAACAAGGCUGUGGACUGGUGGGCCCUAGGGGUUCUCAUCUACGAGAUGGCCGCUGGCUACCCACCCUUCUUCGCUGACCAGCCCAUCCAGAUCUAUGAGAAGAUUGUCUCUGGGAAGGUGCGGUUCCCAUCCCACUUCAGCUCUGACCUGAAGGAUCUGCUGCGGAACCUGCUGCAGGUGGACCUCACCAAACGCUUUGGGAACCUCAAGAAUGGGGUUAACGAUAUCAAGAACCACAAGUGGUUUGCCACAACUGACUGGAUCGCCAUCUACCAGAGGAAGGUGGAAGCUCCCUUCAUACCAAAGUUUAAAGGCCCUGGGGACACGAGUAAUUUUGACGACUAUGAGGAGGAAGAGAUCCGAGUCUCCAUCAAUGAGAAGUGUGGCAAGGAGUUUACUGAGUUUUAGGGGUGUGCCUGUGCCCCCAUGGGUUUUCUUUCUUUCUCUCUUUUUUUUUUUUUUUUUUU
This is a messenger RNA of Enhydra lutris kenyoni (northern sea otter), 1340 nucleotides long. RefSeq names its product protein kinase cAMP-activated catalytic subunit alpha. Gene Ontology annotation, molecular function: cAMP-dependent protein kinase activity; ATP binding; protein kinase A regulatory subunit binding. The transcript has 10 exons. Gene Ontology annotation, cellular component: cAMP-dependent protein kinase complex; nucleus. Lineage: Eukaryota; Metazoa; Chordata; Mammalia; Carnivora; Mustelidae. The coding region runs from base 226 to 1281 and encodes 351 amino acids. Gene Ontology annotation, biological process: peptidyl-serine phosphorylation. The record is from RefSeq and is a predicted model, not a curated record.